CAAUUGGUACUUUGUUUUAUCACCGUUCUGAUCUUCUAUUGUCAACGAGCAUUUGAAGCUAAUGACAAAGAUUCAAGUAACACUUCCCUGGCCCCCAGUUCGACGGGACGACGAUCUCAGCAGUUGCAACCUUAUUGGGUGGAUGGUUCAGUUUAUCGAAAUAGAGCACAGAAGCAUUAUGACGAUUACCACUUAGCUGCACCAGUGGCACAGCUUUCUGACAGCGGAGUAAUACGGCAAGUCCCGGAACCUUCUCAAAUGGCGCACUGUCGAACCGUAGUCGCCUACUUUACUUGCUUCUGCCACCGCCGUAUUUUUAAUAUGUCCAGCGUGGCAGUGUUCUCGAAUGGUGUGAAACGAAUCCAAUUUAGGUCCGACUAA
Molecule: messenger RNA, 381 nt
Organism: Haemonchus placei
Lineage: Eukaryota; Metazoa; Nematoda; Chromadorea; Rhabditida; Trichostrongylidae
Source: the annotation of a GenBank genome assembly